GUAAGAAGAAACAAAAGUCGAUGUUGGACCGGAUCCUUUCCCGGUAAAAGAAAAAGACGUUAGGUGGAUUGGUUUGAAAAAACUGCCACCAGCUUUUUCUUUUGACGAGUACACAUCGAUCCUUCACAUAUUCAACCAUCCGCGCCAAUUCUCCGGCGAAUUCUCUCAGAUCAAACAACAACUGCAAACCAAUCACCAGGAUCUUAAUAGAAAGGUUGCGAUUAUCAACAUAAUCUCUGAUUUCUUCAACUGAUAAGAAUUCCAGUUUACAGAUUUUUCAGCCAGCGAAGAAGAACAAGACUGCGAAUUGCAACAAACAACAUGGAGGUGAAACGGCGGACGGCGAAAACGCUGGUCGGGAAACUGAGUUCGGUGUCCGAGCAAACUCGUACAGAAUCGCUUUGCGAGCUGCGUCUCAUGUCCAAGAACGAUCCUGAGACCCGAACCCUAAUUGCUGAAGCAGGUGCGAUUCCGUAUCUCUCUGAGAUACUAUACUCUCCAUCUGCUAUCGCACAAGAGAACGCAACUGCUACACUACUUAAUAUUUCGAUCUCUUCACGAGAACCUUUGAUGUCGACGCGAGGGUUACUCGACGCUUUAUCUCACGCGCUCCGGAACCCUGCUUCCCCCUCCACCGCCCAAUCCGCCGCCGCAACGUUAUUUAGUCUGUUAACUGUUGAUACCUACCGGCCGAUUAUUGGUUCAAAACGUGACAUACUGUAUGCGCUCAUCGACAUAAUCAGAAACCCUAAUUCGCAUCCGAGAUCAAUCAAAGAUGCUCUGAAAGCGCUGUUUGGGAUUUCGUUGUAUCCGCUCAAUCGUGCAACCGUGAUUGAACUAGGAGCGGUGCCUGCGUUGUUUUCGUUGGUGGUGAAGGACGGGAGGCUAGGGGUUGUGGAGGAUGCUACGGCGGUGAUUGCACAGCUCGCAGGGUGCGAGGAAGCUGGAGAUGCGUUUAGGAAAGUUUCAGGGGUUGGGGUUUUGGUGGAUUUGCUGGAUUUAUCAACAGGGUCAAGUGCUAGAACAAAAGAGAAUGCUGUUUCGGGUUUGUUGAACAUGGUGCAGUGUGGGAAGAAAGAUGUUGGGGAAUACGUUAAAGAGAUGGCUUAUAUCGUCUGUAAUGGCAUCUCUGAUGUUGCAGACAAUGGAAGCUCAAAAGGGAAGAACAAAGCUAAUGAAUUGUUGAAGUUAAUCGACGGAGCUUCUGGAAUGAGCAGAUCACAAGAGAUGCAACCCGACACUGAGAAUUUGGAAAAUGGCAGGUGGAGUUGGUCUAAUUCCAGUGUCUGAUUAAGAACUGAACCAAUGGCUAUGACCCAGAAAAAAAAAAACCUCUUUUUUCCAGAUGAGCCCACUUCGGAUCAAUUUUCAGUAUUUGAAAACCCAUCUUCAAGGGUUAAUUGGUGGAAAUAGCAAUGUGCUUUUACUUGUUUGUUUAUUAAUUAUUAUUGCAUCAUAUUUUCAUUAUUAUUAGAAUGAAAAAUCUACCUAAUUAUAGCAAUGUCAUCCAAAUACAAACCAAUUUUCACUGCUAGAGUUGAGUUGAUUUUUCAAGGUACAAUGCUAUCAUUGGGUGGAUUUUUUCAUAGUAGAAUGUGUACAAUGUUGUAAUAGAAAGAAAUGAAAAUAAGAUGCUAUAAUAAACAAAUAAACGAAAGUACGAUGUUAUUUCUUGCAUAUAACCCCAUCUUUAGUGGCUAGAUUUUGCAGUUUUUUUUAUGGUUUUUGAUUGUUGUCUCUUAUAGCAUGUAGUUUUGUGUAGAUAUGUUGGUUUUUUAAAUCUGGUUAUUGUGCAUUUGAUAUCAAUUGGAAGACUAAGCCCUGAUUUGGAAUCUACCAAAGGCAAAUAACUCGUGAUUAUUGCAUUAAAUUCUCAAACUGUAUUAUUAUUAUAAGGGUAAAUUGGACUUUUCGACCUCGUGUUUUAAUUUUAUUUCCACGGAUAUGAGUGUUGAGAAGAUAUUUUUUUUACUAGUUCCAUUAAGUC
This is a messenger RNA of Lactuca virosa, 1987 nucleotides long. The record is from the annotation of a GenBank genome assembly. Lineage: Eukaryota; Viridiplantae; Streptophyta; Magnoliopsida; Asterales; Asteraceae.